CCCGAACAGCGUUGUUCUCGGUAAAUAAAUCCCAAGUCCCUUCUAAAAUAAAUUUCAAUUUCAAUUAAAAAUGUCGAAAUCAAUCGUCCGAAGGGCCGGUGUAAUGUUAAUAGUGUCGUGAUACAUAAAGUGUGUGUGUCUGAAAGAUGGACCAUAAAAAGAGUCCCAUGCGAAGGACUAAACGUCAGUCUAAAGUGUUAGAAGAUAAUUAUUGGGAUUGCAGUGUUUGCACUUACAGAAAUAAUGCAGAGGCUUUCAAGUGCUUGAUGUGUGACGUUAGAAAAGGAACUUCAACGCGCAAGCCGCGAAUAAACCCAGCGCUCGCGGCCUCCCAGCAGCAGGCAGGUCCCGCGUCAGCCACGGCGGCGGCUCCGGGCGGCGGUAAGGACACCGCCGUCCCCGCAGCAGCCGGAGGCUCGGUCAAAAGAUCCCAUCACCACCACCACCAUCACAGACAUCGACAUUCGAGAGGGAGCAGCGCCUCUUCGACGGCCAGCAGCAACUCCAAACGCCUUCAUCAGUCUCAUCCGCCGAGGUUGAAGAAUGUGGACAGGAGCUCGGCUCAGACGAGGGAGGUUACGGUCAAUAGUGUGACGGUUGUGAUAACGGAGUAUAAGCCGAUUGCUGUGACGCAACUGCAGCAGCAGCAAAAUGCGGCGGCGUCGAGUGAGUCCAGUGAUAGGGGUAGUUUGAGCGAAUCCAGCGAUGCCACGAGGUCUUGAUAUCGGGAAGACGGGGAGGAGAAUGAUCGUGGAACUGAUUUGUGAGAUUU
Ctenocephalides felis (cat flea) is the source of this 772-nucleotide messenger RNA. It is a transcript of the gene RYBP, whose product is annotated as RING1 and YY1-binding protein A. The record is from RefSeq and is a predicted model, not a curated record. NCBI's taxonomy places the organism in Eukaryota, Metazoa, Arthropoda, Insecta, Siphonaptera, Pulicidae. Gene Ontology annotation, molecular function: transcription coregulator activity; DNA binding. Gene Ontology annotation, cellular component: nucleus. Gene Ontology annotation, biological process: positive regulation of DNA-templated transcription. The coding region runs from base 147 to 722 and encodes 191 amino acids. The transcript is spliced from 2 exons.